AUAUUGCAGGUCUAAAUUUAAUGAUGGUAUACUUACAUAGGCAAAUGUAUACAUUGAUCACUUCUGAAAACUUUUUUAUAAACUUGUAAGAGUUGUUGUUGAUAAAUUACAUGUAGGGUUCUGAAGAAUUUCUGAAUGACUUCAACAGGGGAUAUACAUUGGCUUUAUCAUUAAAAGAAUUCAAGUAUGAAUAACUGUUUAAUAUUUUUUUCUUUUUCUUCUAAUUUUCACUGAUAUUUUUUUUUCACUUUUACUUUCACUGGUAUUUUUAUUUUAUCCAUCUAACAAAUCAAGCUAUCCCACUUAGUAUGGAGCUGGUUUUGAUUAAAUCUAGUUUGAGUAAAUCUGGUUUGAGUGAAUCUAGUUUGAGUAAAUCUGGUUUGAGUAAAUCUAGUUUGAGUAAAUCUGGUUUGACUGAAUCGAGUUUUAGUAAAUCUGGUUUGAGUAAAUCUAGUUUGAGUGAAUCUAGUUUGAGUAAAUCUGGCUUGAGUAAAUCUGGUUUGAGUAAAUCUGGUUUGACUGAAUCUAGUUUGAGUAAAUCUAGUUUGAAAUCUAGUUUGAGUAAAUCUAGUUUGAGUGAAUCUAGUUUGAGUAAAUCUGGUUUGACUGAAUCGAGUUUUAGUAAAUCUGGUUUGAGUAAAUCUAGUUUGAGUGAAUCUAGUUUGAGUAAAUCUGGCUUGAGUAAAUCUAGUUUGAGUAAAUCUGGUUUGACUGAAUCUAGUUUGAGUAAAUCUAGUUUGAGUUAA
Messenger RNA from Lytechinus variegatus (green sea urchin), 746 nucleotides. RefSeq lists its product as uncharacterized. The coding region runs from base 309 to 746 and encodes 145 amino acids. The transcript is spliced from 2 exons. The record is from RefSeq and is a predicted model, not a curated record. NCBI's taxonomy places the organism in Eukaryota, Metazoa, Echinodermata, Echinoidea, Temnopleuroida, Toxopneustidae.